UCCAAAGGUAUUGGCAUUGCCCUCUUUCUCUCUCUCUCUCAAAAUCGCCAUACAAAAAAAUAUUAUAAGAAAUUGUGAGCUAGAGGGAGAGAGGACGAGGAAACAAGCGAGUAAACAAUCAAAUUCUGUUCAAUCCCUCUCUGCUCUUUCAAAUCCCUGUUCUUCAAUUGUUGAUUAACCAAUUUUCCAGCUGCACGGCCCUUCGACCCAGAGGUUAUUUCGCCGGUUGGUCGUUGAGCUAAUUUUCCAGAUUGAAGAUGGUUUUCUGGGUUUUUGGCUAUGGGUCAUUGGUGUGGAACCCCGGUUUUGAGGUCGACGAGAAAGUGAUAGGGUUUAUUAAGGACUACAGGCGUGUCUUUGAUUUGGCGUGCAUUGACCACAGAGGUACGCCUGAGCUCCCAGCUAGAACCUGCACCUUGGAAGAAUAUGAAGGAUCUGUCUGCUGGGGCGCUGCUUAUUGCAUACGUGGAGGGCCGGAGAAAGAGAAAGCGGCAAUGGCGUAUCUCGAGAGACGAGAAUGCGAAUAUGACCAGAAAACUCUGGUAGACUUUUACAAAGAGGGCGAUUAUGAACAGCCCUUCAUAACUGGUGUGAUUGUAUUCACGUCAACCCCUGACAAGAUAUCGAAUAAGUAUUAUUUAGGUCCGGCUCCUUUGGAGGAGAUGGCCACGCAAAUUGCAACGGCAUUUGGACCUUGUGGCAAUAAUAGGGACUACCUGUUUUUGCUGGAGAAGGCCCUGUUUGAUAUCGGUCACGAAGAUGACUAUGUUAUCGAGCUUGCGAAUGAGGUGAGGAAGGUGCUGGGAAUAGUUAAAAGUGGUGUGGCUAUUGGGAAAAAGCUGCUUUGGGCUUCCUCAUCUGAUGUGCGGGUUAAGUCGAGCUUGUCUCCUCUCAAGUUGAGGCCUCUGCAGGAAGCAAUUGCCAUGGAUUCUUCUUAGUAGCUGAUAACAAAAAGUCUUUUUUUUUUCCUUUUUUUUUUCCCACUUAACAGAGUUACUGGCUGGUUAGAUUUAGCUUGUUUGAGGCAUUUCUUCUUCUUCUUCUUCUUCUUC
Messenger RNA from Striga asiatica, 1052 nucleotides. The record is from the annotation of a GenBank genome assembly. Lineage: Eukaryota; Viridiplantae; Streptophyta; Magnoliopsida; Lamiales; Orobanchaceae.